This is a messenger RNA of Thalassophryne amazonica, 2130 nucleotides long. It is a transcript of the gene ttl, whose product is annotated as tubulin tyrosine ligase. Bases 429 to 1655 code for a protein of 408 amino acids. The transcript is spliced from 7 exons. Gene Ontology annotation, biological process: protein modification process. The record is from RefSeq and is a predicted model, not a curated record. NCBI's taxonomy places the organism in Eukaryota, Metazoa, Chordata, Actinopteri, Batrachoidiformes, Batrachoididae.
UGCCUCCAGAGAAUGAAGCCGUCGGGGAUGAAGAAUGUGUGAAAAUCUGAUUUUAACAAACGUGGCGUUUAGAUAAGUUAGCUAUCAUAAAAGAUCUUAUCAGUAAUUUGUAGGCGGUGGUCUUUGGAGCGCUAUUUUUUAUUUCUUUUUGGAUAUAGCUGUUAGCUGUGGCGGUGGUCCGUUAGCUAAUCUGUCACACCCUAUGUGGUGUCGGGUCGUGGAUCUUUAAAUUAAUAAUACUGUGUGUAAUAUCAAGUUUGCAGAGUACCUCCAACUAAUUUUUAGUUAUUGUUACAUGUUCCUCACUUAAUGCACGGAUUUGACAGAAUUUUCUUCAUGGCAAAGUCUGCCUGGAAGAGUGCAGCCUCGAAACUAGCUGGAUAACUAUUUCCAGUUAUUUCCACACCCUUCCAGUUAAUUUUGUCACUAUGAAUGGUCCGAUGUACACCUUUGUUUCCCGCGAUGACAACAGCACCGUUUACGCAGAGGUUUCCAAAAUCCUCCUCUCAACCGGAAAGUGGAGAAGGCUCAAAAGAGACAAUCCCAGAUUCAACUUAAUGCUCGGUGAACGGAACAGACUGCCCUUUGGUUGGUUAGGUCAUGAACCAGGGCUGGUGCAGCUGGUAAAUUACUACAGAGGGGCAGACAAGCUUUGCAGAAAGGCUUCUUUGGUCAAGCUGAUAAAGACCAGCAAAGAACUCUCCGAUUUUUCUAACUGGUUCCCGGAAUCGUACAUCAUCUAUCCCACUGACCUCAAAACUCCAGUUGCUCCAGCGGAGAAUGGCAUUAGUCAUCUAAAGAACAAUCCCAAGACUGAUGAGCGGGAAGUGUUCUUGGCUUCCUAUCAUCUUAAAAAGGAAAGUGGGGAGGGAACAGUGUGGAUCGCCAAGUCAUCUGCUGGAGCUAAAGGUGCUGGUAUAUUGAUAUCCCAUGAUGCAAAUGAGUUGCUGGAGUACAUUGAUAAUCAGGAACAGGUUCAUGUUAUUCAGAAGUACUUGGAAAAACCUCUACUGCUGGAGCCAGGACAUCGGAAGUUUGACAUCAGGAGCUGGGUGAUGUUGGACCAUCAAUAUAAUAUCUAUUUAUACCGGGAGGGCGUGUUGCGGACUUCCUCAGAACCCUACAACAGCUCUGAUCUACAGGAUAUGACCAGUCACCUGACCAAUCACUGCAUUCAGAAGCAGCACUCACAGAACUACGGCCGAUAUGAGGAGGGGAAUGAAAUGUUCUUUAAUGAGUUCAGGCAGUAUUUGCUGAACACUCAUAAUGUCUCCUUGGAAACAACCAUAUUACCUCAAAUCAAGCAUAUCAUAAAGAGCUGCCUGACAUUCAUUGAACCAAGAAUCAGCACCAAACACCUGUCCUACCACAGCUUCCAGCUUUUUGGAUUUGACUUCAUGGUGGACCAGAGUUUCAAAGUGUGGCUCAUUGAGAUCAAUGGAGCUCCAGCCUGUGCACAGAAACUUUAUUCAGAACUAUGUCAAGGUAUUGUGGAUGUGGCCAUUUCCAGUGUCUUCAGCUUAAACACUGCCGGUGACUCGUCUGCUUCAUCUUCACCUUUUUCCUCCUCCUCUUCCUCUAUGAUCACCACGUCCUCCUGCUCCUCUCCCAAACCAAGAGCGCCCCUCCACGUGGGCCCAUUCACUCGACUGUAAGCACACACUCAUAGAAUAUCUCUUUCUUUGUCCCUCCUACUCAAAGCUGAGCUCUGUCCCGGUCUGAAUUUAUUUGAGAGAAUGCUGGGACGCCUAUAAUCUGUCCUUCCCUGCCACGCCUGCUCAGUGUUCUGAACUGCAGAAAUGAUCGCCCAAUAAUGCAGAUGUGACUGUGAUGUAAAAAAAAAACAAUCAAUUCUCUGGGACUUUCCAAAUGAGGACACAUUAUAUUUCAUACAAGAUGCACCAUCACUACUCCAUUAACAAAUGAAAGGAGAUCAGGAAAAUGCAGAGACACUUCAAAUGAGACUGUAGUGCCUUACAUCUCAUUAAAAAGGCUGCAAAUUAGCUUUUGUUCUUGUGACAUAUAAUCUAAAAUACUUUGCACUGCUGAUCUGGAACAUCCAGAAUAUUUCUGGUCACAAACUGAGUUCACAGCAAUUGGGAUACAUAAUUAAAUCGAGCAGUUAAGGUC